Coregonus sp. 'balchen' is the source of this 2064-nucleotide messenger RNA. The record is from the annotation of a GenBank genome assembly. Lineage: Eukaryota; Metazoa; Chordata; Actinopteri; Salmoniformes; Salmonidae.
AUGUCGGUGGUUCGUGUACUCAUUGGUGAUAUCAACCAAGUAAGGUGCGUUUAGCUGAGAAAGGUCACAGCACAGUAUGUUGACUGAUAAGCAGGAAUCAAUGUCCCUCAGAGAUAAUGGAUCUGAAAGGUCAUACUGCAGGGAUGAGCAGCAAAGACAGGCUCUGUUCUCCUAGCCUGGCUAAACCAGACUGAAAGACAGGCUCUGUUCUCCUAGCCUGGCUAAACCAGACUGAAAGACAGGCUCUGUUCUCCUAGCCUGGCUAAACCAGACUGAAAGACAGGCUCUGUUCUCCUAGCCUGGCUAAACCAGACUGAAAGACAGGCUCUGUUCUCCUAGCCUGGCUAAACCAGACUGAAAGACAGGCUCUGUUCUCCUAGCCUGGCUAAACCAGACUGAAAGACAGGCUCUGUUCUCCUAGCCUGGCUAAACCAGACUGAAAGCUGACCUCACUAUUGAAUGCAGCAUUCGUUGUAGUGCAACCAUGCUAUUCUCCAAACAUGAAAAUAUAGAUUGAUGCUUGGUUGUUAAUUGGCGUUCGUUCACAUUUGAGGAGUGCAAUGCAUCUGUAACUAAUACAGUGGGGAAAAAAAGUAUUUAGUGAAAAUUACAGGCCUCUCUCAUCUAUUUAAGUGGGAGAACUUGCACAAUUGGUGGCUGACUAAAUACUUUUUUCCCCCACUGUAUUCUAUGUUGUGUUGGAACUUUGGUUGUCAGUUGCUGAAAUGAAAAUGUGGUAAAUAUUCUAUUGCGAAAGCACACACACACACACACACACACAAACACACACACACACACACACACACACACACAACACACACACACACACACACACACACACACACACACACACACACACACACACACACACACACACCACACACUAGCAAACACAUUAGGAAGAAAAAAAACAUGCAUCACAGUUUUGGAGUGGAGUUAUGCUUUUCCAUUUACUUAUCUCCAGGAUGGAAGAAAUUAAUAUAAAAGGUAUAUGAUGAUGUCUAAUGAAGUACUUAUUUAGAGAUAGAAAGAGAUAGAAAGAGACACUGUAUAUUUAUUAUUAUUAACAUUAUUAUCCUCAUGAUUUGCUGCUCUGCUCUCUUUGGACUGCGUUCUCUCUGUGGAUAAGGACCACUAUUCAGUCUAUACGGUUCUGAAUGGUCAUUGCCUCUUGAAAUCAGGGUUGUUUCAUAUCAAACUUGUGUUCAGGUUCACUCUAUUUUUAUGGAGACUCAGUUUCAGUUCAAUUUCAGGUCAAGACCAUUCUAUACUACCACUGUAAUGGACACAGGCCAUGCUGCUCUUGCUAUUUUACAAAUGUACAGGUUUACUUUGAAUCAUAUCAUAUGUGUAUUGCAAACUUUGUGUGAAAGUUCAUAUGUGUGUUGUUCACGUACAAUAAAGGAGAAUGUGCUCCAAACCCGGCUGUUUGACUUGUGCACACCCAGUCACCCAGCCACCCAGUCACCCAGCCACCCAGUCACCCAGUCACCCAGCCACCCAGUCACAGCCACCCAGCCACCCAGUCACCCAGUCACCCAGCCACUCAGCCACCCAGUCACCCAGCCACCCAGUCACCCAGCCACCCAGCCACCCAGUCACCCAGCCACCCAGUCACCCAGUCACCCAGUCACCCAGUCACCCAGCCAACCAGCCACCCAGUCACCCAGCAUCACCCAACCACCCAGCCAAACAGCCACGCAGUCACCCAGUCACCCAGUCACCCAGCCACCCAGUCACCCAACCACCCAGCGUGUGAGCCACCCAGCCACCCAGCCACCCAGUCACCCAGCCACCCAGUCACCCAGUCACCCUGCCACCCAGCCACUCAGCCACCCAGUCACCCAGCCAACCAGUCACCCAGUCACCCAGCCACCCAGUCACCCAGACACCCAGCCAAUCAGUCACCGUCACCAGUCACCCAGUCACCCAGUCACCCAGCCACCCAGCCAACCAGUCACCCAGCCACCCAGUCACCCAGCCACCCAGUCACCCAGCCAACCAGUCACCCAGUCACCCAGUCACCCCACCACCACUCAGCCACCCAGUAGAGCAGACUGUUGA